Trametes versicolor FP-101664 SS1 is the source of this 576-nucleotide messenger RNA. RefSeq lists its product as uncharacterized. The record is from RefSeq and is a predicted model, not a curated record. The annotation marks the transcript as partial. The transcript has a single exon. NCBI's taxonomy places the organism in Eukaryota, Fungi, Basidiomycota, Agaricomycetes, Polyporales, Polyporaceae.
AAGAUCAAAGCCGCAUGCCAAGUCGCUCGCGAGGACGGGUUCCUCCUCCUGUGGAUCGAUACCUGCUGCAUCGACAAGUCGAGCAGUACAGAGCUCUCCGAAGCGAUCAACUCCAUGUUCGAGUGGUACGAACUAGCCGACAUCUGCUACGCCUAUCUCGCGGAUGUCCCCGGUGACGACGAUCCUACUCAAGCCGUCUCCCUCUUUUGGCAAAGCAGGUGGCACACGCGGGGCUGGACUUUGCAGGAGCUCAUCGCCCCGACGCGCGUCGUCUUCCUGACUCGCUCGUGGGGCUUUCUAGGGACGAAGGCGGGGCUCGCAUCCACGCUGGAGAAGAUCACGGGAGUUGACUUCAGCAUACUCACGGGCCACGCCACUGUACACUCGGCCAGUGUCGCGCGGAGGAUGUCGUGGGCCGCCUGCCGGGAGACAACGCGCAUCGAGGACCGGGCGUACUCAUUGCUGGGCAUUUUCGGCAUGCACAUGUCUCCGAUAUACGGGGAGGGCGAAAACGCGUUCCUCCGUCUUCAGGAGGAGAUUGUGAAGACCAUCCCUGACCACAGCAUCUUUGCAUGG